This is a messenger RNA of Oncorhynchus nerka (sockeye salmon), 2262 nucleotides long. It is a transcript of the gene slc37a4a, whose product is annotated as solute carrier family 37 member 4a. Gene Ontology annotation, cellular component: endoplasmic reticulum membrane. Gene Ontology annotation, biological process: phosphate ion transmembrane transport; glucose-6-phosphate transport. Lineage: Eukaryota; Metazoa; Chordata; Actinopteri; Salmoniformes; Salmonidae. Gene Ontology annotation, molecular function: glucose 6-phosphate:phosphate antiporter activity. The record is from RefSeq and is a predicted model, not a curated record. Bases 559 to 1851 code for a protein of 430 amino acids. The transcript has 9 exons.
GGCAUUUUCGAAAGAAAGUUCAUGUUUGUGGUAGCGUGGUCAUUGACUUGAAUAUCGAGCUUGGUGUACAGAAAUGGAAAGAAAUAGCCCACUGGGCACAGACGUAAGUCGAUUCAACGUCUAUUCCUAUGUUUCUUCAAGUAAUGUCAUUGCAAAGACGUGCAAACAACGUUGAUUCAACCAGUGUGCGCCCAGUGGAAGGCAGUUUAUGUUAACAAGAAACGUGGACUAACGAGACAGACUGUUGGACAAUACAAGCAGCAUUACAGAAGAUAACAGCAUCGGAGUAGGUCAAUUCCAUUAUCUUCCCUUUGGCCCUUGUAGAACUCGGAUAAGGCAGGGGAAAUCAGUCUUCGAGUAAAGAAGUUGACCAUUAACCCCAACUAUUGAUUACAGCUCUCUCUCCCUCUUCUAACCAGCUCUGCUCUGCACCGUGGAUCCUGACACCAAAGUUCAGUCACUGGUGGCAGAAGUAUUUCACACUCGAACAACUACUCCUCUGUAGUUUUGUUUUAUAAUCCUCUAUUAUUUAGCACUUUUUUCUGCACUGCAAACACCAUGGCAACCGCAGGGUAUGGAUAUUACCGCACCACCAUUUUCCUGGCCAUGUUUGUGGGCUAUACGCUGUACUACUUCAACAGGAAGACCUUUUCCUUUGUGAUGCCCUCUCUCAUGCAAGAGAUCAAGCUGGACAAAGAUGACCUGGGCAUGAUCACUAGUAGCCAGUCUCUGGCCUAUGCUAUAAGCAAGUUCAUCAGCGGUGUGUUGUCGGAUCAGAUCAGUGCCCGCUGGCUCUUCUCCAUUGGCCUGUUCAUGGUGGGUGCCAUCAAUGUGGUCUUCUCCUGGUCCUCUACUGUGGCCAUUUUCUCUGGCCUCUGGUUCCUCAACGGCCUGGGUCAGGGCCUGGGGUGGCCCCCAUGUGGCAGGGUGCUGCGCAAGUGGUUCGAGCCCUCUCAGUUUGGGACGUGGUGGGCGAUUCUGUCCUGCAGUAUGAACCUGGCUGGGAGUUUAGGCCCCAUUAUUGCAACGUUGAUGGCCCAGAGCUACAGCUGGAGGACGACCCUGUCCAUCUCAGGCCUCUCCUGUUGUGUGGUCUCCUUCGUCUGCCUGCUGUUGAUCAGGAAUGAGCCCAAAGACGUGGGCUUGCCCAACAUAGACACUGGGGGGGCCAAGAAGGGCAAAGCAGGCUCAUCCAGUGAUGAGACCACCUUCAAAGAGUUCAUCCUGUCCCCCUACCUGUGGCUGCUGUCUGUGGGCUACCUGGUGGUGUUUGGGGUGAAGACAGCCUGCACUGACUGGGGCCAACUCUUCCUCAUCCAGGACAAGGGCCAGUCAACACUCAUGGGCAGUUCCUACAUGAGUGCCCUAGAGGUGGGAGGCCUGUUGGGCAGUUUAGCUGCAGGAUACUUCUCUGACAAGGCUGUGGCACAACAAGGCAUGAAAAGCCAUGGAAACCCCCGUCAUUUUCUCUUGAUCUCAAUGAUGGCUGGGAUGUUUGGUUCCAUGUAUCUAUUCCGGAUCACUGUCACGCCAGACAGCCCAAAGAUGUGGAUCCUCUUCUUGGGGGCUACAUUUGGCUUCUCAUCUUACGGACCAAUAGCCUUGUUUGGCGUGAUAGCCAAUGAGAGUGCUCCUUCAAACUAUUGUGGAACGUCACAUGCUAUUGUUGCCUUAAUGGCCAACAUUGGGGGCUUCUGCUCUGGACUGCCGUUCAGCACCAUCGCCAAGCACCACAGCUGGGAAAUGGCCUUCUGGGUAGCAGAGAUGACUUGUCUCAUCACUACCAUCUGCUUUUUCCUGCUGCGGAACAUCAGAACCAAGAUGGGUCACAUCCCCAAGAAGACUGACUAAUCACUACACCGACUCUCUGCUGUCAAUGUAGGAAAUUUAGGAUAAGAAUGUACAUUCUUAUUUGUUAAGUGUUUUUGAUUUGAAAAAGGCUCAAUUGUAUUGACGGGAGACAUGCUCCUGUAUAUUCUUAUUUUAAGAGAUGGUGAGACAUGGAGUUGAGCGAGGGAAUAUUUAUUUUCACUGAAGAUGUAUUCAGAUGCAAAUACAUCAACCAUGUUGUGUUAACUCUUUUCAAUGCUCAUGGCAUAAAACAGAUCCAAGAUUCAAGUAUUGAAAAUGUGUCAAUAUGAUCAUUUGAAACCAAGACACUUUAUGGUCAAAUGUACUGCUCUCUUUUUAAAUUGGCACUGUACUCAUAUGGGUGAAAUGUGUUUGACUAUAUAAGACUUGAAUAAAAUACCUUACGUUGUG